This is a messenger RNA of Pocillopora verrucosa, 1047 nucleotides long. RefSeq lists its product as uncharacterized. NCBI's taxonomy places the organism in Eukaryota, Metazoa, Cnidaria, Anthozoa, Scleractinia, Pocilloporidae. The record is from RefSeq and is a predicted model, not a curated record.
AUGAUGUUCGACCUCUUCGUUUCCUUUCUUAUCCUAAAGAUCUCGCUCACAUUAUAUCUUCACACAGUUCAAGGAAACGAUGUGUGCAGACAAGCUCGGUACCAACUUCCCCUCAUCAAUAAAUCCCUUAUUGGUCACGUGAUCAUCAGCGUGCUUGUAAACGACAAUGACGAGUGCCAGCUUCGAUGUUACAUAGAACCUAAGUGCCUCUCUUAUAAUGUGGGACCUCACAUGGUUUAUGGACACGAAUGUGAGCUCAGUGAUUCAGAUCACGUGCAACACCCUCAGGAUUUGGUCCUCAUGCCAGGUUACACGUACAUAGGGACUAUGAAUGGUUGCUCGUCUAGUCCAUGUCUAAACAACGCCACCUGCCUUUCGUUGACACCAACAACUUUCCAGUGCGAAUGUAGCGAGGGAUUUACCGGGUUAAACUGCGAAACGGGAAAGAGUUGCCGGGAUAUUAAAACUGCGUCACCGCACGCUCCAAAUGGUAUGUACCGCAUAUAUCCUGAUGGCGGGCACAGCUCUAUAUGGGUCUAUUGUGAUAUGACGUCAUUUGGGGGCGGAUGGACGAUGUGUUACUCAACCAAUAACAGCGUUAAUCCUAGAAAGGAAGUGACAUACAACGAACGUCGGCUAUAUGGAACAAAUGGCUACAGAACUAACUGUAAUCAUAUUCAGUUUCGUGAAAUUCUUUUUGUUGACGAACUCAAGGGUGACCAAGCCUUCUUUACAUAUCAGUUUGGCUCCAGUCUCGUACCAGCGGGAAAUUACCAAAAACAAUUUCCAGGGUUUUGGAGAGCAGGAGAUGUGGCAGACACAAGAUAUAAUUAUGAGCUUCUCAUCUGUAAUACAAACUUCUACUCUGGAUUCAUCGUGACAGGCCACUUUUACUACUGCAGGAAACGCUGCACGUUCUGGUGCAGUGAUAUGAUCUCUCCAUUCUUCCGGUCAGCGACUACUUCAAGAGCAUUUACUGGUGUGGCCUUUAAUGUCAAUGGCCACCGGCCUCUUAACAGCAGCCUGAUCAGUGUUGGGCUGAGAUAA